Archocentrus centrarchus (flier cichlid) is the source of this 4692-nucleotide messenger RNA. RefSeq names its product VPS8 subunit of CORVET complex (gene vps8). The coding region runs from base 62 to 4297 and encodes 1411 amino acids. Gene Ontology annotation, molecular function: protein binding. Gene Ontology annotation, cellular component: early endosome; late endosome; CORVET complex. The record is from RefSeq and is a predicted model, not a curated record. The transcript is spliced from 46 exons. Gene Ontology annotation, biological process: protein targeting to vacuole; endosomal vesicle fusion. Lineage: Eukaryota; Metazoa; Chordata; Actinopteri; Cichliformes; Cichlidae.
AAUCACGGGAAAGUGCAUCUGUCUGUGCAGCACUUCGAGGUUUGUCAAUGUAAACAGAGAAAUGUCGCAGUCUCCGGACACCCACAGCCUGCUGUCUGCCUCCUCCCAGCUUAAUCUGAUGGAAGUGGACUCGAUUGAUGAUAAGGAGUUUGACAUUCCACAAGUGGAUACACCUCCCACACUGGAAAGCAUUCUCAAUGAGCAGCAAGUGGAGCCUGCACCUGAAGUAGCAGAGCUGGAGGACGAGGAGGAACCGUUUGUACUGGAGGACACCUGCAUACUGAACACAGACAAUGUGGACGCACACUCCUGUGAGACCUCCUCUCUGGCCAGCUCUGACAGUGGAGACCCAACAUACCUUAAACGGAAGAAGAAGACGGUGGAUAUGAAUGUAACAGUUCACGGGUGCAUCCUUCGACACAGUCUGCUGAAGGGCAUCUCUGCACAGAUCGUCUCUGCUGCUGACAAAGUGGACGCUGGACUUCCAACAGCUAUAACGGUGUCGGGUGUGAUUGCUGUGGGAACGUCUCAUGGCCUGGCUUUGGUGUUUGACACCAACCAGGCCCUGCGGCUCUGUCUGGGUACCAAGACCACCGGAGCAGAGUUUGGCGCCGUCUCUGCCCUCAGCAUCAACCACGACUGCUCUCGACUUCUCUGCGGGUUUGCCAAAGGACAGAUUACAAUGUGGGAUCUAGCCAAUGGGAAGCUUCUGAGAACCAUCACUGAUGCCCACCCUCCAGGGACAGCGAUUCUGCAUGUGAAGUUCACAGAUGACCCAACUCUUGCUGUGUGCAAUGACAGUGGAGGAUCUGUUUUUGAACUGGCUUUUAGGAGGGUGAUGGGGAUGCGGUCAUGUGAUUCUCGAUGUCUCUUCAGUGGUUCUAAAGGGGAGGUCUGCUGUAUCGAACCUCUGCGUUCUCCUCCAGACUUCAGAGAGCAUCCCAUCACACACUACUCUCUGCUUGCUAUGGCAUCGCUCACUAAGAUCCUUGUGAUUGGAUUAAAGCCGUCGCUGAAAGUCUGGAUGACUUUUCCUUACAAUAAGUCUGAUCCCACCAGCGUUCCUCAGCUGGCCUGGCAGUUUGUUCCUGUUCAGAAGAUGGUCAACCCAGUCCUGGCUUUCUGCAAAGGAGAUACUGUCCACUUCCUCUUGGUAAAAAAAGAGGAAUCCGGGACCAUCCAUGUCAUCAAACAGAGACAGCUGCAGCUCAGCUGUGACAUCAUUAGCCUCAGUUGGAUCAACAGUCGUACUCUGGUCCUGGUGGACAGCCAUGAAAAACUGCACGUUGUGGACCGACCUAGUCAAGAGAUUCUGGAGACUCUGGACCUGGAGCAGGUGCAGCUGGUGUAUAACAGCCGGCAUUUCAAAUCACUGGCCACCGGAGGGAAUGUCUCCCAGGCUCUGGCUUUAGUUGGAGAAAAGGCCUGCUACCAGUCGGUCUCGAGCUACGCGGGGCAGAUUGUGUAUUUGGGCACCAAGUCAGCUCACAUUAUGACUCUAAGGAACUGGAGAGAGCGUAUUGACUGUCUGAUGAAGCAGGAGCAUUUUGUUGAAGCCCUCUCUUUGGCCUGGUCCUUUCACGAGGGAACUGCUAAGGCCGUGGUUGGCCUGUAUGGAGACUCACUGAAAAGGAAGGCAGCGGUCAGCGACAAGAUGGUCGAGAUCCUUUUCCAGUUUGCAGAGCACGCUUUGAAAAAGUGUCCCGAACAAGGAAAAAUCCAAGUAAUGGAGCAGCAUUUCCAGGAUGUAGUUCCAGUCCUGGUGGAUUACUGCCUGCUGCUGCAGAGGGCUGACCUGCUAUUCACCCAGUUGUAUUCUCGGCUGGUAGAGAAUACGGUUGCUAAGGGUGUCUUCUUGGAGUCACUAGAGUCGUACAUUGUUGCUGACCGCCUCGGACACCUCACCCCAGCCAUUAUGAGGGACCUCCUGGACCAUUACCAUGGUAACGGUAUGAUGGACAGCCUGGAGAGAUGUAUUGUCCACCUGGACGUUACCAGCUUGGACAUCCAGCAGGUGGUUCGAGUGUGUUGGGAGAACCAGCUCUAUGAUGCAAUGAUCUACGUUUUCAACAGUGGAAUGAAUGACUACGUCACUCCGAUGGAGAAACUCUUUGCAGUGAUUGGCCCAACACUGAAGGAGGGAAGGAGCCUAACAGAUGAGAAUGUGGUGAUGGGAAACAAACUUCUGGUGUACAUAAGCUGUUGUCUAGCAGGACGGGCGUAUCCACUAGGAGACAUUCCUGAAGACCUUGUGGUUCAAGUCAAGAACCAGGUAUUUGAGUUCCUAAUCCGUCUCCAUUCAGCUGACUCGUCCGAGGAAGAGGAAGUUUUCCCAUUUAUUCGUACACUUCUCCACUUUGACACCAGGGAAUUUCUCAACGUUCUUGCCAUGACAUUCGAAGACUUUAAGAAUGACAAGCAGGCCCUUGAGUACCAGCAGAGGAUAGUGGACAUCUUACUCAAGAUAAUGGUGGACAACCCAGAUUUUACUCCUUCCCAAGUGGGCGGGCUUUUCACGUUCUUAGCUCGCCAGUUGGCCAAGCCAGACAACACACUUUUUGUGAACAGGAAGCUCUUUGAUCAGGUGCUGGAGUUCCUGUGUUGCCCAGAUGAUGAUUCCCGACACACUGAGAGACAGCAGGUUCUGCUGGAGCUGCUGCAGGUUGGGGGUGUGGUCCAGUUUAAUGAAGAAAGACUCUUGAUUUUGGCGGAGAAAGCCAAGUUCUACCAAAUCUGUGAAUUUCUUUAUGAGAAGAAUCAUCGGUAUGACAUGAUCAUUGACUGCUACCUGAAAGACCCCCUCAGGAAGUGGGAGAUCUUUAACUACAUCCACAACCUGCUGUCCAUGCCUGGCUACAGCGACGAGGAGAAACAAACGGUCAAGAGCAAAGUACUGAAACAUAUACAGGACCUGGUGACCCUUGACCCCAGCAAAUCAGCUGACCUAGUAUUGUUUCAUUUUGCAGAAGAGGUGCAGCAAAUCAUCUCAGAGCUUAAGGAUGAUCAGCUCCUUUUCAGAUUCCUCAGCUGCCUGUUGGAGCCACGGGAAGGCCUUCCUUCAGGAGCCAUCCUGCCUCUGGAAGGUGACCUCCACGAGCUUCUGCUGGAUUUACUGUGCCGCUUUGCCCCAGACCAGCUCCUGAGCUUUCUCCACACCUCCCAGCACUACAGACUGGAGGAAGCAAUACAAAUAACAGAGAAGCACCGCUGCAAUGACGCUACAGCCUACUUACUGGAGAAGAAAGGAGAUGUUCAAGGAGCAUUUGCUGUUUUAUUAGAGACACUGAAGGAAAAACUGUGUGUCCUCACUGCUGAGAGGGACGGAGGAGGCGAGGAACAGGACGCUGACGGGGCCAGAAUCACUGAAUCAGCACUUAUGAAAUUAAAGGAGUCGGUGAAUGACAUAACUGUCUUCUGUCAUCGAAGUUGUCAGGGCCUCAACCAGCAACAAAGAGAGGUUCUGUGGUUUCCACUUUUGGACACAAUGAUGGCGUCUCAGAAACAAGUGAAAGGGCUCGAUGCUAAACACACCUCUGAGGUGCUGAAGGAGCUCACCAUGAAGGUUCUCAACGCUAUGAGCAGCUUUAUUCCUCUGCCUGCCAUCAUUCAACAAAUACUGCAGGAUCCAGUCUAUGGGAAAGGCAAGCUCGCAGAGAUUCAAGGCCUCAUUCUGGGCAUGCUGGACACAUUUAACUAUGAACAGACUUUACUUGAAACAACCACCAACCUGUUGAACCAUGACCUCCACUGGUCCCUGGCUCACCUGCGUGCUGCCGUCACGAGGGGACUUCACCCACGACAAGACUGCUGUAACAUCUGCCUCCAACAGUACAAGAGGAGGCAGGAUUCAGCUGAGGAGAUCAUUGUUUUCAGCUGUGGUCACCUGUACCACUUGCAGUGCCUGCAGCAAAAGGACUGUGUGGGGGGCUUUGCUUCAGAGCUGCAACGGCAGUGGAGGUGCUACAAAUGUUCAUCCAGCCAUGGAGGAAGGGGCGGGUCCUCCACUGAAGCAAAAAGAUGCCGCAGCACAUCGCUGGCACAGACUCAUGUUACAUCAGUACACAAUGACACAGCAGCAGUGGCUCACAGGAAGAAGGUGUUUGCUGAGGCAACAUUGGACCUUCAGCAGGAACAGUCCUGGGAUCAGAUCCGCUGCUUAUACCGAGGACCAUCCAGGCUGUCCAUCCUUUCAGAAGUCUCUCACUGCCAUGAGAAACCAGGAUUUUUGUUCUCAGCCCAGCCAGCAGCAGAGAGUUUCCAGCUGAAACUGUCUCCUCCGCCUCUCGUUGAGGAAUAGCAUCACAGCGGGUUGAGGAUAAGAUUUUGUGUUUUGUCAGGACCAAAGUUGUGUGAUUGGUUGAUAAGAGAGGAUCUUGCUUUAUUCCCACUUCAUUCUUCCUCUGAGCUGUUGUAUCAUAGCUGUUCACAGCUUUGUUACUACAUUUUAUAACUUUUUCAAACUGUUUAUUUAAAAGUGUUCUGAGAGGAGCUCCAUAAAAAUCUGAAUCCUGCUGCCUCUGUGUUUGUGGCCUCUUCACCUGAACACUCACAGGAAGCUGCUGUUUGCUCUCUGUGCAGGUUUGAUGCAGCGCUCUGAGACUUCCUAAAAAGGCUUUGAUUACACCUUGUAAAUAAUUCUGUCUGCUUCACUUACUGCUGGUUGGUUGUUAGUUCAGGUGAGCCCCUCAUUUU